AGCAAUACUGUCAAUGUAACUCUUCAGCGUAAAAAGUCGCUUCCAGAUUUUCAAGAUCUUCCACGAUCUAUAGAAGUUAUGAGUCGUGAGGAAGUCUCUGCAUUGGGUUCGGCGAGGCGGGAAGCUGUGCGUCGUCAAAUACAAGUUAAUGAAAGGCUUAAAGCUAAUCCUUUAUUGUAUAUUUUUAGUCCACAAGUUAAGGAUUGGUUUUCUCGUCAACAGUUGGUGCUGCUUGUACUUUUUCUUAAUGUCAUUUUAGGUUUACUCUUUGUGAAAAUGUUGGCAUAGCAAAAAAUAUUAAAUUACAAAGAUACGGAUGGUCGGUUUUAAUUAGUACUAUCAAUUACUCAAUAUAACGUACGAAAGAAAUUAUUUAUUAGUGAUUAUAACUAAUAUAUUAUUCAAGCACGAGUCGAAAAAGGCUUGACGUAUGUCUGUAAAUAUUAAUUACAUCGUUGUUCAUUAUUAGUAGUCAGUCGAUCGCGAGGGAAAAAUUUCCAGAAGUGCAGCUCAUGUAAAUAAAUUCAUUUUAAAAGAAA
Molecule: messenger RNA, 539 nt
Organism: Rhagoletis pomonella (apple maggot)
Lineage: Eukaryota; Metazoa; Arthropoda; Insecta; Diptera; Tephritidae
Source: RefSeq, a predicted model, not a curated record